This is a messenger RNA of Linum trigynum, 5784 nucleotides long. The record is from the annotation of a GenBank genome assembly. Lineage: Eukaryota; Viridiplantae; Streptophyta; Magnoliopsida; Malpighiales; Linaceae.
CUUGGAUCAUCUUAGUUCGAAGUGCAUAAAGAGCUGAACUAAGAUAGAACUAGAAUUCGAAAGAAUUGUACACUGGAGAGAAUCUGCACUAGAAAGAGAGAUCCUGAGAACUGUAACCUGCAAACUAUACAAUAUGAAAAGAAAAAAAACAGACACACAUAACUAUAGCAGGCAACCCAAUUCAGGUCGGCUUCCCAUAAGAGAGUUCAAAAACAGCAGCAGAUCAGAUCAAACAAGUCUUGCUUUGCGAAACCAAAGCCUCUUCCUAUCUUUACUUCCUUUGUCUCCUUAACUCAAAUGUCAUUUACCCGCAGAACCAGCGCUAAACUUUUUGCUUUCCUUUAACCAGUAGACACCCAGAACGAUGUAAGACUUCCUCCCUUUCCUCAGCUGGACUCCAAAAUCACCUCCCCAUACUUGUGAAAUUUUUGAACUUAGAAACACGUCAGGUAGUGAGCAGCAAACCACUACAGAUGAUGAGGCUGAAAACUUGUAAAUUAUUCAGCUUCUAACCAUCACACCUUUUUUUCUAACCAACCAAUUCAAGAGAGAUAUGUACACAAAUGUUUGAACAAAAGAAUUAUGGACAAACUCACAGAAGAACAAACACAAUAACAACCACAAGAACAAUAUUGCUAAUAUCACUCUAUUUGCUUUCUAUACUACCUAUAAUCCCUAAUGAUUUCCAAGAACAGUCUGUAUCAACAACACCUUGAAUGAUGGCAAUACAAACAAACUCACCACAGAGGUCCACCUCAUAAAAAAUGGCUUCUCUCAACUCCUCCUCCUCCUCUUUGUAACCAAUCUUAUUUUGAUCGAAGAAUGCCAGGGCUUUAUGCAGAUGCUCGUAACCGACAAAAUUCCAGCUAAAUGCCUUGUUGUUCUGCUAAUGGCAACAUCUCCAUUCACCCAGAAAAAACGAGCAGACAAAAGGGAAGAGCCAAAAAACAAACACAAGGAAAAAAAAUAGAAGCAGAACAGGGACAGAGAACCUCUGUUGCUUGAUACACAUAGAAAGACUAAUGAACUACGAAGAAGAAGAACAUUGAAAACAAGACUCCCAUUUGCAUCCCUAACUUAACACUUCAGAGGCAAAAGGAAACUCAGAUAAAUUCAACAGAGAAACGAUCUGAAUCAGUGCUCUGCUCAACAUACACACGACCUGAUUUACCUGAAAGCGUUUGGAGUUUGUUGGGAAAGGGCUGCCUCCAAGGAACUUCAGAUUCAGAAUUUGACUCUUCCAACGGUGAGUGGAGUUCAACAGAAUAAAUGGAGGAGGAACACAGUGGAGUUCAGUUGAUGCUUAUGGUAGAGAAUGGAAAUUGAAUCAGUGACCGAGAAGUUCGUCGGAACUGCUUAUCACCAUCCGUUUUGGGAAGACGGUCGUUUGGGUUGGUUCGUGGUCAUCGGGUCUACGCUGGAUCUAAUAAACUUAACCACUUCCACGUCAUUCUUACGUGGAUCAAUAAAUAAAAGCGGCACCAAUGCCUCAUUUUUAUCAGCGGCACUAUAGUAUUAGCCUAUUUAAAAACACAUUUUAUGGUGUGUGGGUUGAUUUGUUUGUCGGCCUGUUUUUUUUUUAUCGUAAGGCAGGUUUGCAGGCCGGCAUUGUUCAAGAGAUCCAUGAGAAGGUUCAGUGUUGUGUGGUGGGCUUACUCGUUCCCGCUGACGGUCUUGGCACUCGCUUCCACUGAAUACGCACGAGAAGUCAAAGGCGGUGUUUCUAACGCGCUCAUGCUCGUUCACUUGUUCGUCUCAGACGUGGUCUCGCUUGCUCUUUCCGUCUUUACUCUCUUUUAGGGCUGGAAGUUUGGUACCGGUAUUUGGGAUAUACCGAAUAUCGUACUGAAUUUGUCUAUAUUUGGUAUUACCGAAUACACGUAUUAUUUUGUGGGAUUGGGAUUGAGUUUCAAUUGUUAUUCGGUACUAGUAUUAGUCGUCUCUCAACCUCAAAUUCAUCAAAUUAAUGAUUACCAAUUACAAAAACUUGAGAUGUUAGCUCUAGGCAACUCAAGACUUUUUGCUUAGUCUCUUUGUCCUAAAUUAAACAAUAAAAUCCAAUUUAUAUACUUAAUUAUUAAUUGCAAAGGUAAUUAAUUUUGUAUUUGAUUAUACCGAUUGUGAUACCGAGGUACCAAUUGGGAUACCAAAAUAUUUAGGGAUUGAGAUUGAGAUAUCAAAAUUAUUUAGAGAUUGAGAUUGUGAUUGAUUUCAGGGUAUAAUUCGGUAUUCGGGAUUUCGGUAUUUGAUAUUGAAAUAUCGAUAUCGUACUGAUUUCCACCCCUACUCUCUUCAACACUAAAAGUCUAAAAUGCUUCUUCUCCCUGACAACGACCCAACUGCCGACCUCCUCAGUCGCCACACACGCGCCUAGGAGAAGUAUCAUUGUUGGCUAUAGAUGAAAGGCUCUACUAUAUUUAUCAGCACAUAUUGCGAUUUACGAUAAUGGUGAGGAAAAUACAUUUUAGUUGAUUCUUACACAAGCCUUCUUGUGGCUGAAUUUGUCAAAUUUUGAGGAUAUAGAGUCCGACGAAAUAGUCUUCAAUGUGUUUGUGUCAUUUGAGAUGUCUUAUCUAGAUUGAUAAAUGAGAUUUGGUGUUGGAUUAUUGUAAGAGGAAUGUUGGUAUAUCGUGUUACUAAUACAUAUAGUUCUUCUUCAUCUAUUUCAUUCAAAAUUCAUGUAUCCUACAUCUUCCUAUUUUCUAUGCUACUAGAAAUUCAUGCAUUUCAUCUGUUAUUGUUCUCUAAUACCACUAAGGACUAAAGUUUAUGUAUCACUCCUAUAUAAAUGUCUAUCUCUAGAAGUAAGUUCUCAAUAAUUUAGAAGUUUUGCACUGCAUCGUAGACUAAUUUUCGAAAAAAUAGGAAUUUGUCCAGAGAAUGAAUGCAGGAUAGCUUUUGUAUCAAUUUGGGGAAAUUAGUUUGUUUUAUUGGUUUGUUUGAGGUAUCUAGGCUUUCUCUAGCAAGGUAAAAGAAGGAUUAUAAAUGAUUUAGAAUAUGCUUUUGGAUUGGGACCAUCAUAAUACACGAGAAUUUCAUGCAUGUCAAAAAUAUUUUCAACUUUUCAUGAGAUACAAAGCAGAUUCCUUUUAAAAAAUCGUCUAGUAAUGUUUGUAAGAAGACUUCUGGUGUUAUGUUUGAUUGGCUGCAGGCACGAGAGAUCAAUUUUAUUUCAGUUAUUAAAUUUUUUUGGAAAAUAAGUUUUUUUAUAGAUAUAUAUAAGAUAAAUUUCAUUUCAGUUAUUAAAUUUUUAAUUACUAACUUAUUUAUAAAUAUAUUUAGAAAAUGUCUAAAAUAACUCAAACCGUCCAGACCCCGAUCAGACAAACUAAACCAAAAAUUCCUUGUUUGACCGGCUCAAUAACUUAAACCGGUUUGACAACCUUGAGCCAAAAUCAAUAGGGGUAUCGGUAGUAGGUGCAGUUCUAUUUUAGUAUGCCAUUUGGCCUCUUGGAAUUCAUAUACAGUAAGCAUCGAUUGUGACGUUUUGGCAUUUGGGACAACCAUAAAAGUCUGUGGUUUGAUUGUGACUUAGUUAAAUUUGAUAUCAAACUCGCGGUUUAAAAUUUAAAAUCUUACGGUGUUACGUUUUUAAGUUAUCAAAACGCUUUUGUUUUCAUAUAAAUUUUAGUGUAUUAAAUCAAACAAAAUUGCUCUUUAAAGUUUAAGAGCUUACGCUUUUAGUUCACCAAAACGCUUUACGCUUUUACGCAUCUAGUUCACUAAUGGAUAUUAUUUUCAUGAAAUUAAUUAUAAAAAGUCUAUUUUAAAGAUUAAUCACCAACAAUAUGAUACAUUUGAGAUUAAAAGAUACAUAUAAGAUAUUUGGAUGCAUUCUCAGCUUCAAUAGAGUAAUAUAAUUCACUAACUAGGCCCUUCUCAAAUUCAUUAGCAUAAAGGGGAAGGAAGCUUAUUGUUAAAAUUUAUGUUUAUAAAUUUAUGUUUAUAAAUUUAUUAUUAAGAUGCUAUGAUGUAAAUGAUACACACAAAAUGGCUCUCUCUAAUUCCCCUUUCUCACUCUAAACUCUCUGAAAUUUCAAACUUCGAAUAUGGGUUACCAUCCGGAUCCUUCAAUGAAGGUGCUUUCUCGACCUCCUUAGGGAUCCUAAUGGAGAGGAAGAAGAUUUUCAUCUUCUGCAAACCAACCAUCAAUGAGCUGUAUUGUCUCUUCAGAAGUAAAUGGCCCCAACGCUCCCUGCUACCCUCCAUUAAAAGCUCAUCCUUCGCCAUUACUACCAUUUCUUCUUCCCCUGCAACCAGAUCUGGAAACCAGAAGAGAGUCCCUACCUCACUUAACCCAUCUAGCUUCUCCAGUCCCCUGUCAAACCAUAGCCAAGCAAAAUCUUAUUCCUUAAAUUUCCAUUCUCCACUUUGCCUGUUAGUAGUCGAAACAGAGAACAUAAAUCCCAGUCUUUUCAAGCCACAAUCCCAUGAGGGUCCACGUCUGCGCCUGGUUGGGAAGCUCUUUACUAAGAGAGAGAUCAACCUAUGGACUAUCUCGGGAAAGAUCAAUGGAGCAUGGUCUCAUUCUUGUGAACCUACUGUCCAUGAGGUACAAAGAGAAAAAAACACCUUCAUCUUCACUUUUGGCACGGCUAUUGAGAUGGAAAAGGCCUGGGUAGGCAGACCAUGGAAUGUGUGAGGGUGUAUGCUUCAAUUGAAGCAAUGAGAUGAAUCCAUCAGACCACAAGAUCUUCCCUUUGAUCUAGCUGAUUUCUGGAUCCAAAUCCAUGGAAUCCCAGAACACAGAAAGAUGGUUUCUAAUAUUCAAUCGGCAGUGGCAAUGUUCAAACAGAUCCAUGUUAUUGGUAUGAGGUGCUUGAACUCUAAGCGCUAUAUGGAGUUCGUUCGCGUGCUGGUCCAUGUUGAUCUCAACCGCCCUCUUCCCCCAAGUUCCUACUUCAACAACAAUGGGUGUCGUGAAUGGUUGGGGUUUUGAUAUGAGAAACUCUACUAUUUGUGCUAUUACUGCGACAGAUACGACCACAACAAACAAGAAUGCCCCGUAGAAUUGCUGAUGUAGAAGCUAGAGUGGCAGGUCCUCCAGAGGGGCGCUUCACUCCAUGGUCGAGUCAUGACGCUGCCAACUGCUGAUAUAGGGUCCAACUCCAACUCGCCAGGCUUUGUGCAAAAUCAAAUUUGGGUGGCUGGCGGGGGAUUGCCGCGAGCCGACAGCUUUAAUCUGGCAGAUUCCUCCUCACCGACGACUGACGGAGGCUGGGGACUCGCUAUCCGAGGACCGCAGGGGUUCACCCCACACCCGUUCCUAGGAGGGGAUUCUUCUUCAAGCUCCGGGUCUGUCUCAGGGCCCCACUCUCAACGGCUCCAAAGCCCACUUUCUGCUCAAAACAUGGUUUAUUAUGGGGCCCAGGCAGCUGCUUUUUCUCCCCCUAGAGGAAACAACAAUCGACUCUUCUCCCCCUCUAUUGUACGCAACCUGUCCCUGGACCUCAAUGAAGGGCAAUGGGCUGGAAUGCAUGAAGCCCACCACACUCACUCUGUUCUGGAAGGGGUCCAGGCCCAAGCCUCACUCCUUUGCAGCAACAAUCAGCCCAAUCACUCAAACUUAGCCCAAGUUAUGAUUGAUAUUAACCAGAAGAUGGAUUUUAACAAAAAACAAGCAGAUGAAGGCCAACAACAGUGUGUUGUUUUUUCAGGGGAGGAUCAGAGGGAGCUGAAGAAGAGGAAGCAGGGGCCAGGAACUCGACUUUGAAGGUCCUUAUUUUUCCACUGGUGACAAUUCAGCCAAACCAAGGAAUCCUCGAAUAAGAACUAAGAGCUACA